AUGCUGACAGGAAAUCGCAAGGCAGCCAUUGAAAGGAUACCCACAGAGAUAUGGACAGAAUGCGCCGACCAGCUGUCUUUCAACGAUCAGAAAAAUUUGCUCCUAACCUGUCAAUUUUUCCGGGACGUAUGCCUACGUUUCGUCUUCAAACACAAGUCAUUUUAUCUGCACGUCUGUAAAGACAUGGGAUCGGGCAACUGUUGCGGGCCAUUCGCGAGCCGCGUGGAGAAUGUGGCUUUGGUGGCCGAUAGCAACGCCCUCGCGCCCCACGUCCGCAAGCUGACUCUGCGUUACGACCAAAGUCGUCCUCGUACCUUCUCCCAUCAGCUUAAGCAGUUGUACCCGCUCUUCAUUAAAUCUUGUCUCGAGCUUAUCCCGCGCUUUCCCAACUUACGCUCGGUUUACAUCUCGAGCAACAAGCCCGUGGACAAAGCGUUGAUGCAUGCUCUCGCGCUGUGCCCUCAGCUUGAUGAGCUUGGUAUGGGCCCUGUUCGGUUCGGAGCGCAUUCAUUGUCCAGGGGUGUGCGUCUGUGCGUCCGGAAGCUAGGGAUAUACAACAACUGCAUCGGGUCCGAUACCAAUCCGAGAAAGGCUGCUAAGGUGCUUGACAUGUUUUCGGGCGAGCGGCUGGAAAGGCUCGAGGUCUUGUCGCACAUCUAUGCGCCCAAGAUCGCGCACGCUUUAGCCCGGCAGAGUAAUUGUACUCGUUUGACAUUCCUUCGCGUGAGGAUUUCCCCUGAGGACUUUAAAACUUUCAUCCCAUUCCUGGUUUCCUGUGCAAAUAUCGAGGCAUUGAGCGUGACGUUGCAUGAAAGUCUGACUUGUAGGGACUCGGCAUUUCCCCCUCACUCUUUCCCAAAUUCGCUUCCUCAGCUCCCAACAUCAGCACUAAGAAAGCUGAACUCUAUCACCGGUUCGGGGGAGAUAAUUGCACUGAUAGUUCCCGGAAGACGAGUGCAGAGUGUAACCACCUUGAUCUCUAACCCCAUGCCCCGCUUUAUGAAGCUUGAUCAGGGAGAAUUUGAAGCUCUGGUCCUGCCUCGCCUUGUUGAAAGCAAAGGUCCGGUGAAAAGUUUGGUGCUUGAGGGAAAUGUUUUCGGGAAAAACAUGUUGAACCCUAUUUCACUGCGUAUGCCGAGCCUGACUUCUCUCUGUGUGUGGCUCGGCGAUGAUUCUGGUGUCGACACCGACCCCUUCAAGGAGGCAACAGGAACCCUGGCCAUUGUGCGCGAAUAUCUGGCGCACUGUAAAAACACUCCGGGAAACGAAGCGAAGGUGUUAACACCAUUUGUGCGUCACAAAAAAUAUUUGAUCAUUCUUCAUUUGAUAGCAUUAGGCAAGAUACGACUUCCACGCGACCUAGAACAGCUAGACUUGGUCGACAGGGCUUUUUCUGUUUCCUGGGAGCAACGUUUAUUCCAGUGGGACCAUUGCCACUUGAUGAAAAGCGAAGAAACCCACGGAACAGCUUAUUCAUUAAAUAUGGUCAGCGCCAUCUUCUUCGCGAUAUCUCGUAUCUAUCCGUCCUUCCGCCUGUUGAACUUGUCGGAUCACGCUCCCGGACACGUUUACUUCUACUGGUACAAAACUCGCUCUGAUAAAUGGGACUUAUGCGACUUCAAAUGCGAUGGUUAUUGA
Messenger RNA from Psilocybe cubensis, 1638 nucleotides. RefSeq lists its product as uncharacterized. The coding region runs from base 1 to 1638 and encodes 545 amino acids. Lineage: Eukaryota; Fungi; Basidiomycota; Agaricomycetes; Agaricales; Agrocybaceae. The transcript has 2 exons. The record is from RefSeq and is a predicted model, not a curated record.